AUGGCGGCCGACAAACAGCCCAAGCUCUCUCUUCAGGAGGACAGCAUCGCCAAGAUGCUUAUCUGCAAAGCCCACAUCGGCACGAAGAACGUCGAGCACAAGAUGCGCCCGUACGUCUUCAAGUCGACCAGCGAGGGCAUCCACCUGAUCAACUUGGCGAAGACGUGGGAGAAGAUCCUCAUGGCCGCCCGGGUGAUUGUCGCGAUCGAAAACCCCGCGGACGUCCUCGUUAUCAGCGCCCGCCCCUACGGUAGCCGCGCGGUCCUUAAGUUCUCGCAGUACGUCGGCGCACAGGCCAUCGCUGGUCGCUGGACUCCCGGUAUGCUGACUAACCAGAUCACCCAGAAGUUCAUGGAGCCGAGACUUCUCAUCGUCACCGACCCUCGCACUGACGCCCAGGCCGUCCGCGAGAGUGCGUACGCCAACGUUCCCGUCAUCGCUCUCUGCGACACGGACUCGCCCCUGGACCACGUCGACAUCUGCAUCCCCUGCAACAACAAGGGCAAGGAGUCCAUUGCGCUCAUGUACUGGCUCCUCGCGCGUGAGGUCCUCUAUCUGCGUGGCGAGCUGCCGUCGAGAAACGUGCCGUGGGAUGUCAUGGUCGACAUGUUCUUCUGGAGAGACCCGGAGGAGUUCGAGCGGAAGGAGAGACUCGAGGACGAGGAGCUCGCUCCCCAUGCGGCUCAGGCAGACACCACUCAGUGGGGUGCGGACGCCGCUGCUGCCGAGUGGAAGCAGGCUGGUGCCGACUGGACGGGCCCCGCGGCUGGCGCUGCCGGCGAGUGGGAGCAGCCCGCUGGCGCCGCCGAGGGCGAGUGGGGUGGCGGCCGCGCUGGUGUUGCUGUGGGCGAACCCUGGUAA
Besnoitia besnoiti is the source of this 861-nucleotide messenger RNA. RefSeq names its product ribosomal protein RPSA. The record is from RefSeq and is a predicted model, not a curated record. Gene Ontology annotation, molecular function: structural constituent of ribosome. The transcript is spliced from 4 exons. Lineage: Eukaryota; Apicomplexa; Conoidasida; Eucoccidiorida; Sarcocystidae. The coding region runs from base 1 to 861 and encodes 286 amino acids. Gene Ontology annotation, cellular component: cytosolic small ribosomal subunit; ribosome; 90S preribosome. Gene Ontology annotation, biological process: cytoplasmic translation; ribosomal small subunit assembly.